This is a messenger RNA of Physeter macrocephalus (sperm whale), 5785 nucleotides long. RefSeq names its product bridge-like lipid transfer protein family member 2. Lineage: Eukaryota; Metazoa; Chordata; Mammalia; Artiodactyla; Physeteridae. The transcript is spliced from 25 exons. The record is from RefSeq and is a predicted model, not a curated record. The coding region runs from base 2 to 4945 and encodes 1647 amino acids.
GAUGUUAGGUGCUUCAGAGAUCCGACUGGACACACUGACCGUCCUGGGAAGUGCUGAAACCUCCACCGUGGGUGUUCAAGGAUUUGUGCUUGCGCUGGUGAAGUCGGUCACAGAGAAGAUGCAACCCUGUUGUAAGGCUCCUGACAUCCCCACUCCAGUGCUCAGCCUCUCCAUGCUCUCCAUCACCUAUCACAGCAGCAUCCGCUCUCUAGAGGUUCAGUGUGGUGCAGGGAUGACCUUACUCUGGAGCCCUCCAGAUCACAUGUACCUGUACCAACAUAUCCUGGCCACCCUGCAGUGCCGAGACCUACUAAGAGCCACUCUGUUUCCUGAGACUGUUCCACUUGUUGCACUAGAGACUCCAGAGACUGCCUGUGAGCCAGAAGGCUGUCCCCCUGAGUCCUCUCCCCCAAAGCGGCUGCUAAACCUGACGCUAGAGGUGAGCACAGCUAAGCUGACAGCUUUUGUAGCUGAGGACAGGUUCAUUACCCUGGCUGCAGAGAGUGUGUCUCUGAGCCGGCACGGGGGUUCACUGCAGGCUUACUGCCCAGAGCUGGCUGCUGGGUUCGAUGGCAAUAGCAUCUUCAACUUCAAGGAGGUGGAGGUGCAGCUGCUGCCUGAGCUGGAGGAGAUGAUCCUCCACCGGAACCCCUUCCCUGUGCUGCAGACCCUCCGGAACCGUGUUUGGCUCCUCUCCCUGGGUUCAGUCUCAGUGGAGUUUCCUUAUCAGUAUGAUUUUUCUCGAACUCUGGAUGAGGCUGUGGGAGUUCAGAAAUGGCUGAAGGGACUGCAUGGAGGAACUCGUUCUCAGGCUUCUCCAAGCUCUGCCCACCUCCCACCUGAUCUACUCUUGAAGGUUCAGCACUUCUCAUGGGUUUUCCUGGACGACAUUUUUGAGGUGAAACUUCGUGAUAACUAUGAACUGAUGAAGGAUGAAAGUAAGGAGAGUGCCAAAAGGCUGCAGUUGCUGGAUGCCAAAGUGGCUGCUCUUCGGAAGCAGCAUGGGGAGUUAUUGCCUGCCCGCAAAAUUGAGGAGCUCUAUGCCUCUUUGGAACAUAAAAACAUCGAAAUCUACAUCCAGCGCUCCCGUCGUCUCUAUGGCAACACACCCAUGCGCCGUGCACUGCUCACUUGGAGCCUGGCAGGGCUAGAGCUAGUGGCUCUGGCAGAUGCCUCCUUCCAUGGGCCUGAGCGUGUGGUAGAGCAGGUUCGAGAGCUUGAUCCAGGCAGCCCUUUUCCUGCUGAGGGAGUAGAUCUUGUCAUUCAGUGGUGUCGUAUGCUCAAGUGCACUGUCAAGACAUUUCUGGUUCGGAUAAGAGACUAUCCCCGGUACUUGUUUGAGAUCCGUGACUGGCGGCUGAUGGGUCGACUUGUGGGCACCGAGCAGAGUGGUCAGCCUUGCUCGCGUCGGCGUCAAAUCCUGCACUUGGGGCUUCCAUGGGGUAACGUGGCAGUGGAGAGGAACAUGCCCCCACUCAAGUUCUAUCACGACUUUCACUCGGAAAUCUUCCAGUACACAGUGGUAUGGGGCCCGUGUUGGGAUCCAGCCUGGACACUGAUUGGCCAGUCUGUGGACCUCUUGACCAAGCCCUCAGCUGACCCCAGCCCAUCCUUGCCCUGGUGGGACAAGAGCCGUCUUCUGUUGCAUGGGGACUGGCACAUGGACAUUGAACAGGCAAACCUGCACCAGCUGGCUACUGAGGAUCCAUACAACACAACUGAAAAUAUGCACUGGGAGUGGAACCACCUGUCUUUUCAUUGGAAACCUGGUCAGUUUGUGUUCAAGGGUGACUUGGAUGUCAACGUGAGAACAGCCUCUAAGUAUGAUGACUGCUGCUUCCUUCACCUGCCUGACCUCUGCAUGACACUGGACCUGCAGUGGCUAUGUCAUGGGAACCCCCAUGAUCACCAUGGUGUCACUCUACGGGCCCCAGAGUUCCUGCCUGAGGUGCCCUUGGGCCAGCUUCAUGACUCCUACCGGGCCUUUCGCUCUGAGAACCUCAAUCUCUCCAUCAAGAUGGAUCUGACUCGGCACAGUGGAACAAUAUCCCAGCCCCGAAUUCUGCUGUAUAGUAGCACCCUGCGCUGGAUGCAGAACUUCUGGGCAACUUGGACUAGUGUCACAAGGCCUAUUUGUAGGGGAAAGCUCUUCAAUAACCUGAAACCCAGCAAGAAGAAACUCGGCCAGCACUACAAGCAGCUUUCCUAUACUGCACUCUUUCCCCAGCUGCAGGUGCAUUAUUGGGCCUCAUUCGCCCAGCAACGUGGCAUCCAAAUUGAGUGCAGUCAGGGCCACGUUUUCACUCGGGGAACUCAGCGGCUUAUACCUCAAGCGGGCACGGUGAUGCGGCGCCUCAUCUCUGACUGGAGUGUGACCCAGAUGGUUAGUGACUUAAGUCAGGUGACUGUUUACCUGAUGGCCUCGCCCACUGAAGAGAAUGCUGACCACUGCCUUGAUCCCUUGGUAACAAAGACCCACCUACUGAGCCUGUCCUCCCUUACCUACCAACGGCACAGCAAUCGCACGGCUGAGGAGGAGCUCUCUACUCGAGUUGGGGAUCCUGCCUUUCACACACAUCAGCUGCACUUGGUAGAUUUACGGGCUUCUUGGACAACCACCAAUCGGGACAUUGCCUUUGGUUUAUAUGAUGGCUACAAAAAGGCAGCUGUACUCAAACGUAAUCUCUCUACUGAGGCUCUGAAGGGGUUAAAGAUUGAUCCCCAGAUGCCAGCCAAAAAGCCAAAGCAGAGUGUCCCGACCAGCGCCCCAGCCCCACCUCCUGUCAACACUCCCAGCUUUAGUGGACAGCCUGAUAAGGCGUCUUCAGGAGGUGCCUACAUGUUGCAGAAGCUGAUUGAAGAGACAGAUAGGUUUGUAGUGUUCACAGAAGAGGAGUCAGGUGUGAGUGACCAGUUGUGUGGCAUUGCUGCCUGCCAGACGGAUGACAUAUAUAACCGAAACUGCCUUAUUGAACUGGUCAACUGCCAGAUGGUUCUUCGUGGAGCGGAGACAGAAGGCUGUGUCAUUGUGUCAGCUGCCAAAGCCCAGCUGCUGCAGUGCCAACACCAUCCAGCCUGGUAUGGUGACACAUUGAAGCAAAAGACAUCCUGGACUUGCCUACUGGAUGGCAUGCAGUACUUUGCCACCACUGAAAGCAGCCCCACUGAGCAGGAUGGCCGACAGCUCUGGUUAGAGGUAAAGAAUAUUGAGGAGCACCGGCAGCGUAGUCUGGACUCUGUGCAGGAGCUGAUGGAGAGCGGGCAGGCAGUGGGAGGCAUGGUUACCACUACCACAGAUUGGAACCAGCCAGCUGAGGCGCAACAAGCCCAGCAAGUCCAGCGGAUCAUUUCACGUUGCAGCUGCCGAAUGUACUAUAUUAGUUACAGCCAUGACAUUGAUCCUGAGCUGGCAACUCAGAUUAAGCCACCUGAGGUUCAUGAGAACCAGGAAAAGGAAGAUCUCCUAAAGAAGCAGGAAGGGGCUGUGGAUACCUUCACCCUCAUCCAUCAUGAGCUGGAAAUCUCCACAAACCCGGCUCAGUAUGCCAUGAUCCUGGAUAUUGUCAACAACCUGCUGCUCCAUGUAGAACCCAAGCGGAAGGAGCAUAGUGAGAAGAAGCAGCGGGUCAGGUUCCAGCUUGAGAUCUCUAGCAAUCCUGAGGAGCAGCGCAGCAGCAUAUUACAUCUACAGGAGGCUGUGCGGCAGCAUGUGGCCCAGAUACGGCAGCUGGAAAAGCAGAUGUAUUCUAUCAUGAAGUCUUUGCAGGAUGACAGCAAGAACGAGAACCUGCUUGACCUGAACCAAAAGCUUCAGUUGCAGCUAAACCAGGAGAAGGCCAAUCUACAGCUGGAAAGUGAAGAGCUUAACAUCCUCAUCAGGUGUUUUAAGGAUUUCCAAUUGCAGCAGGCCAACAAGAUGGAGCUGCGAAAGCAGCAAGAAGAUGUGAGUGUGGUCCGCCGCACCGAGUUCUACUUUGCUCAGGCACGAUGGCGCUUGACAGAGGAAGAUGGACAGCUGGGAAUUGCUGAACUAGAGCUGCAGCGGUUCCUCUACAGCAAGGUGAAUAAAUCUGAUGACACAGCAGAACAUCUUCUGGAGUUGGGCUGGUUCACUAUGAACAACCUCCUCCCCAAUGCUGUCUAUAAGGUAGUCCUGCGGCCCCAGAGCUCCUGCCAGUCUGGGCGACAGCUAGCUCUUCGCCUCUUCAGCAAAGUCCGGCCCCCCGUUGGGGGUAUUUCUGUUAAGGAGCACUUUGAGGUAAAUGUGGUGCCUCUCACCAUCCAGCUGACACACCAGUUCUUCCAUAGAAUAAUGGGCUUUUUCUUUCCUGGACGAAGUGUGGAAGAUGACGAGGUUGGUGAUGAAGAAGAUAAGUCCAAACUGGUGACUACUGGAAUACCAGUGGUGAAGCCUCGGCAACUGAUUGCAACAGAUGAUGCAGCACCACUGGGCCCUGGGAAGGGUGUGGCACAGGGCUUGAAUCGGAGUUCUGGGGUCAGAAGGUCAUUUCGCAAAGCACCUGAGCACCCUGUAGAUGAUAUUGACAAGAUGAAAGAGCGAGCUGCCAUGAACAACUCCUUCAUCUACAUAAAGAUCCCACAGGUUCCACUGUGCGUCAGCUACAAGGGUGAGAAGAACAGUGUGGACUGGGGCGACCUUAACCUGGUGCUGCCCUGUCUGGAGUACCACAACAACACAUGGACAUGGCUAGACUUUGCCAUGGCUGUCAAGAGGGACAGCCGCAAAGCCCUGGUUGCCCAGGUAAUCAAAGAGAAGCUAAGGCUGAAGCCUGCAGCAGGGUCUGAAGUCCGGGGAAAGCUAGAAACUAAAUCGGACCUCAACGUGCAACAGCAGGAAGAGGAGGAGAAAGCCCGGCUGCUCAUCGGUUUAAGUGUGGGCAACAAGAAUCCUGGGAAGAAGUCCAUCUUUGGCAGGCGCAAGUGAUACAGCAAUUCAAGAGAGGCUGCAGUACAGGAUCUGACUCUGGCUCAGGCCACAGGGACUUGUGGGGUGGGAGGUGCUUCCCUUCAUCCAUUUGGAUUUGUGGGGGUCAGGAGCCCACAGGGUACUGUGGAUAGAGGCACUGCUCUUUAGCAGCUGGCCUGUUCCUUGCAGAACAUGGUGGAUAAUAAUUCUGAGUUCUACCUCACACUGAUCAGCAGGCCCAGGGCCAGAGAGGCAUCAAGAGAGCAAGGCCCAGGGAAUGGCCCCAGGGCUAGUAUCUGGUUCCCUUGGGGUCAAUGAAAGGGUGGGGGGACAGUUCUGAUCAAGUGUGAUAAAUUUUUAUAGACAUAUAUAAAAAUAUAUAUAUAUUUCUAAGUGUAACUGCUCUCCCUCUGUGCCAGAAAGUGGAGGGGAGGGGCUGAUCUUCUGUCCCUCAUUCCACUGCCUUGUAUGAAAGAGGUAUUAGUGUUGUGGGGGGAAUCAGCCUCUCCCCAGUCUGUGCCAAGCUCACUUUGGAGAAUGGCAGUAGGAGACACAGCUGGCUAUGGGUCCCUCUCCCUGGGGUAUCCCCUGAAGAAUGGUUAAAAAAAAAAAAUCAUUUAAAGAGAAAAAAUAUAUUUUAAAUUUGAUGCUGGUUUUUUUUUUUUAAUUGAGUGCAUGCUUUCAGCCUGUAUCCUUUUCUCCCCAUCAGUCCAAACCACCUAGCUGCCACCCUAAUGAGGGUGGCUUCUUCCCUCCUGCUUGAAGCUGUGUCACAGAUACUUCCCAGCUCUGAUGUGACAUUGGUCCCAUGCUGAUAGAUCUCUGCACAUUUUAGUCCUGGCUAUAAGCCAUUCUAUU